AUGGGCCCCAAACUGCUCCUGCUGCUGCUCCUGCGACUAGUAGGCCAGGGCUCGACCGGCAGCCUCCCAGAGCUGCUGCAGGCGCCCAAGGGGAGCUCCAUCCUGGUGCAGUGCCACUACCGACUCCAGGAUGUCAAGGCACAAAAGGUGUGGUGCCAGGUCCUGCCAGAGGGAUGCCAGCCCUUGGUGACAUCAGCUGUGAAUCGCGGGGCCCCAGCUGGCAGCCGCGUAUUUCUCACCGACCUGGGGGGCGGCCUGCUCCAGGUGGAGAUGCUUGCCCUGCGGGAGGAGGAUGCUGGAGAGUAUGCCUGUGUGGUGGAGGGCCUCUCGGGGCCCCAGACUGUGCACAGGGUCACUCUGGAUGUGCUUCCUGCAGAGGAGGAGGAGGAGAUCCAUCAGGAUGGGACUCUGGGUGAGAGCUCCUCUUUGGACUCUGUAAACAGCGGCAGCCCUUUGGAUACCAGCCAGGAUAAGAAGAGCAGACCCUGGAUUUGGGGUGCUGUGUUCCUGCUGGGCCUGCUGGUGAUGGUGGCGGUGGUGCUGCUUGCUGUGAUGGUCAAAAGGAAAGGAAACAGGUUUGCUGUUGGUGGACAAUCUCAGAGCAGUGGAACCUCAAACACGGCUCCCUCCUCAGCGGUCCACCACAUCAGUGACUCUGGACUAGCUGUUGAUUUGCCAUCAGAUGUACCAUAUGUCAAGCUUGACUCACCACCUUCCUUUGAUGAUACCACUUACACCAACCUUCCUCCUGAUCCCCUGUCAGGGAAACUCCUACCCCUAGAACCACCCUCUGUGGCCCCUCUGCCUCCUAAGGUUGAGAUCAGCUCCAAGCCUGUGACAUACGCUACAGUCAUCUUCCCUGGAAAGGGCAAGAGUGGAGAAGCCGCCGGCGAGCCAGCCCAGGAGCCGCCUAAUAGCCAGGCUCCACCCAGCUGAGCUGUUCACCAUCCUGUACACCCGCAGAUUAGCCCCAGGGUUUUAUGUAGCCAUCCAUGCAACCCAUGCUCUAGAUCCUUAGGCUAUCAGAUCUUUAGGAUCUAAUGUCUUGACUUUUCUGACCUGGUAAGUGAUACUUGGAAUGACUGAGGUGUCCUGGGAAACUAGCCAUGUUAGUUCCUCUGCCAUUACACCAAAGAACUAAAUAAACUCUAAAU
Capra hircus (goat) is the source of this 1154-nucleotide messenger RNA. It is a transcript of the gene TREML1, whose product is annotated as triggering receptor expressed on myeloid cells like 1. Gene Ontology annotation, molecular function: transmembrane signaling receptor activity. The record is from RefSeq and is a predicted model, not a curated record. Gene Ontology annotation, cellular component: plasma membrane. The transcript is spliced from 6 exons. The coding region runs from base 1 to 936 and encodes 311 amino acids. Lineage: Eukaryota; Metazoa; Chordata; Mammalia; Artiodactyla; Bovidae.